Daphnia pulex (common water flea) is the source of this 1362-nucleotide messenger RNA. Its product is annotated as alpha-(1,3)-fucosyltransferase C-like. The coding region runs from base 1 to 1356 and encodes 451 amino acids. The transcript is spliced from 2 exons. Gene Ontology annotation, cellular component: membrane. The record is from RefSeq and is a predicted model, not a curated record. Lineage: Eukaryota; Metazoa; Arthropoda; Branchiopoda; Diplostraca; Daphniidae. Gene Ontology annotation, molecular function: alpha-(1->3)-fucosyltransferase activity.
AUGUUACAACAGACCCGACGGCUUGUCCUCAUCUGCUGUAGGAGAAUGACGACAGCCCAUUGGUUUCUCCUUGGUGCUUUAGCAACCAUUUACUUUGUCACGGUUUGCGUCGUCACCUUCAAUGUUUUAAUGGAAAACGGAGCGAUUCAAAUGUCAUCCAUUUUGCACAGCGAAAUUGGAAGCGAACAGACCCUGGCCAAUUGGGUGAAUCGCCCAAAAAACAAUCGACAUCAGCGAAAUAACAAAGAUCAUCAUUCGCUGAUGUUCAAGAAGAUUCUAUUUUGGAAUUCCUAUUUCAGCUCGAAGGAUUUCGAACUCGGAUUGGGGCGCACGGCGUUCAAAGAAGCCGGAUGUCAAAUCACAAAUUGUGUCUUGACGGACGACAGAAAUCUGCUGGAUACCAGCGACGCCGUCAUUUUCCACGCCAACGAUUUCAAUGAAAGAGAUUUGCCGGAUCCACUUCACCGACGUCCCAAUCAACGGUUCAUCUUCUACAAUUACGAGACGAUGGUAACUGCCAGCGACAUGCCCAUGUUUACGCAAACAAACAACUUUUUCAACUGGACCAUGACCUAUCGGCGGGAUUCAGACAUUUACGACGUCCGGACUUAUGGCGCAAUUCAACGACGGACCAACGCCCUUCCCCCACCCACCAGCAUGCCCGUCAGACUUGGCCCGGAAGUCCUUCCGCCUGAUCCGGCUUCAAUGAUGAUGCCCAGCAACAAGUCAUUUAGUCGACAUCAUUUUCUGCUGGCCAAAAAGACGAAAAUGGUCGCCUGGUUCGUCUCUCAUUGCCGCACUGACAGCCUCAGAGAAAAAUAUUUCCAAUUGGUGGGCCAACACGUCCCCAUCGACACGUACGGCAGUUGCGGAUCUCUAAAGUGCGUGCCGUUGCGGAGUGAAAAGUGCGACAAGUUGCUCGACAGCUACAAGUUCUACGUGGCCGCCGAAAAUGCCAUUUGUCCCGAUUACGUCACAGAGAAAUUCUAUCGAGCCAUGGCAGCCGACAUUGUCCCCAUCGUCUACGGAGGCGCCGAUUACUCCGCAUACGCCCCGCCCAUGUCUUACAUAGACGCGGGAGAUUUCAAAUCGCCAAAAGCCCUGGCCGAUUAUUUAAAACUGCUGGACGAGAACGACGGCCUCUACCUGAAAUAUUUCGACUGGAAAAAAGAUUACGAAGUGGUAAGAAGGCCAGUCAGCGGCUGGUGCGAACUUUGCGAGAAACUCAACGAUCCUCAACAGAAACCAAAAGUCUACGCAGAUAUGACGGACUGGUGGUAUCAUAAAGAUAUUGCCUGUCUCUCCGGAUAUGAUUACCUUGACAAUUUACUGCAACAAAAUAUGACAACGUUCUGAAUCUAA